GGCGAGCCCGGGUGCAGUGCUGCUGUGUUUUUUACGGAGGACGAAGAGGCGAUCUGGUACUGUUGUGGUGGCAUCAUCAGGUCUGAAAUUGACAAGGCCACAAUGGAAAAGCGCAAGGUCGACGAGCGAGACUUAAGGAAGUUCUUCCUCACUCCAGUAUACGAUGAACAGGGUACCGACUGGGUCAAGACAGACCACAAGGUCAGCCUCUAUCUUGCUCUGUUCAAGGGGUAUGGUUAGAAGGCAUUCGCUAAGAAAGCCUUCACCGGCAAGCAAGAUGGGAAUGCGUUUAGGAUGCUCUUACCCAUUGAAUUCCUCCGCAAGACCAACGGGUACAGGAAAAGUGGUCAAUUCCCGACGGUCACCGCUGGUUACCAGCUCACGUUACCUCUUGUCCCGUUCGAUGCUCCUGUCGAGAGCCUCGCAGGAUUAUCAAUGUGCUUUAGCGAUCGGCGACAGGUUGUGUUGACACCGCAACAGCCUCUCAGCGGGAAGGAGAAAGUCAUUACUUACCAGAGGCGUUCGAGCGGUCGGUCAUCGGGAAACCUUCCGAAGAAGAAGGGGCUCGCUAGACCUCCUUCGGAUUUUCCUGGAAGCUCUCGUGCUCGUGCCAGCUCGCGCUCGCGGGACACCGCUCAACGUGGAAUGGACGAGGAGUCGGACGAAGACGAAUGGGUUCGCCAAUUACAUUCACGGUUGUUAGCGACACCUGGGUACAUCCGGGGUGAAGGCUCUUUCGAUGUGAAUGUGGGGCGGGAAGCUGGUGGAGGUGUCAAUGGAGAAUACGACGAGGAUGAAGGGGAGUGUGGUAGUGGCGAGCGCCGAGAACAGGUUGGAGGAGCGGUGGACCAUAUGGAGUGGGAAAAGGUUGCGGCGAGCGGUGGGGUGGGCGGUGGCAGUGUGGGUGGUUCAGAAAUGGAAGACGAGGAAUUGGAAGACGAAGGAGGAGAUGCCUGUAUUCUUCGAAUUCCGGUGGGAGAUAUCACCUUCAACCAACGAUCGCUGAACAUGGCCAUCGUUGCAGGCAUCGAUGCGGCAAUCGAGGCAUCAACUCGUCCAAGGUCCGAGGAUGAUCCGGCUCCGUGGGAUCCACUGGAGUUGGUGCUGGCUCCGAUUACGCCGUCGCAGGACGCGAACAGCCAAGGGAUACGUGUCCUUCCACAGGACUUCGAUCCCGAUAGGGCAGACGAGUUUUUCUAUUACCCGGUUGCCGGUCAACAUACUUCCGAAGUUAUGAAAAGAGUAGUGACAAGGAAUUCUGCAGCAGUUGAGGUGUUCGGCUUUCGGAAUUAUGAUCGUAUACGGAUCAUUUAUUUUGACGACGACCACACGAACGGGUACACGUAUGUUUCGACAUACGACAACACGAGAGCUGACCGUUUUAUGUUGUCGUCGUUCCACCAAGCCUGCGAGGACAUCAGAGGAUUUUGGGACUCGAAGAAACGGAUCGGGCUUGUGGGGAACGUGUCCAAAGGAGAUCCCACUGGUGUGACGCACCAGGAAGAGUGGAGGAAUUUUAUGAGACUUUGCAUGGGGAAGUCAUGUGACAAAUCACUGUGGACCGAGUGUUUGGCUCCGAAGUGGGACUUAACGAACAGAAUGAGGGGAUACAUGAAUGUCGCCACAUGCAAGGACUGGAUAUGGACAUUGGCCAUCCAAUUUCUUGGGAAGGACGUGAGAAACGAUUGCACGGUUCAGAAACAGAAGACUGCGCACCGUCCGAACAGGGACAUGUACCACAAGCUGGGCAAGAAGAGAAACAAGAUGUGGGAAUAUCUGUUCCAAGACCAACCCAAGUCGUCAUUCGAGCAUGACUACAUAGUUCGCAAAGCGAUGGCACAGGAAGCGUAUGGUGGCUACCAUAAAGCGCAGGUGGGUGCGUUUGCGAUGUUCGUGGCGAGAUGUGAACAAAUGAAGUUCACAGCAAAUCAGGCAAUGCUGACGUACGGUGAGUACAACAACAUUGUCAAAACAACCGAUGCAUGGAAUCCGAUCGAGAGCGACGAGGAGACCAAAACAUCGGACCUUAAAAUCGAAGAGCGAGUGAAACGUUUGCGAGAGGGAAUGCAAAGUGUGUCUGCAUGCAGCGUGCCGAACGAGAAUCCAGAAGAAGGUCGCACGAAAUCAGGAGGUGCGAGCAGUCCGACGCGUGACGUGACCGACAGGGCGAGUUCCAUUGAACAGAUGCAAACGGAUUCGCCUACGCCCCUCCAAGCACUUGAGAAUACAUUGAUUCAUGGCAAUCGUCACGGAUUCCAGGGGAGGUCUCGCACUCUUCGAGGAAACACGAAACACAACAUGCUGGCAGACGCCGAUAAUGAUGACUUGGCGGUUCCAGAUGCCCUUCCAAGGCUGAUGCUCGGUGAUGAUAUUCCCGAUCGCAUUGUGCAGGUCAGUGAACGACCGUACUUCAUUGAAGACAAGGUGCCAGAAACGACGCCUGAGAAGUGGAGGCAUCACAUUUUGUGGCAUACAAACGUAUUCGAGCCAUGCAUUUUCAAGAGGGAGUGGAUGAUGGCACUGCAUCUAACAUCAGGAUGGAAAGUCAAACCCAGAUUGACAGAAGUACCGUGGCUGAAAGUGACGAAGAGCGAAAUCGUCUUCCGUGUCAGAUGCGAAAACGAGGGAGCGGACGAGGUAACUGUUGAGGAGAAGGCUCAAUUGCUAUUCGAUUCUCUGCACUCCAACAAUUAGCUGGAACAUAAACACAAGUUCUAUGACUUGCCGUCAAGCCGGUCAUACAAGACCAUCGAUUGGAAGAUCGA
Chara braunii is the source of this 2765-nucleotide messenger RNA. The record is from the annotation of a GenBank genome assembly. Lineage: Eukaryota; Viridiplantae; Streptophyta; Charophyceae; Charales; Characeae.